Molecule: messenger RNA, 1250 nt
Organism: Abrus precatorius (Indian licorice)
Lineage: Eukaryota; Viridiplantae; Streptophyta; Magnoliopsida; Fabales; Fabaceae
Exons: 1
Coding region: 81-1250 (389 amino acids)
Source: RefSeq, a predicted model, not a curated record
AAAGCGCAUAAUCACCUCCAACCUUCUCUUUUCAUCUCGUAUCUGAAACAAACUCCAAAACCAAAGCGAAAAAUAAUACAAUGGUCGACGUAGACCGUAGACUGAAUCCGGCUCACUUAGCCGGUCUAAGACGCCUCUCCGCUCGAGCCGCUUCAGUUUCUUCAACCACCAAACGUUACACUCUUCAGUCAUUAUCUUCUCUUUCCGAUAAGCUCAUAACCCACCUCCGUAACUCAGGCAUAGAGGUUCAAUCGGGUCUCUCCGACGUCGAGUUUGCUCGAGCCGAGGCGGAGUUCGGCUUCGUGUUCCCACCGGACCUCCGAGCCGUCCUCGCUGCCGGCUUGCCCGUUGGAGCUGGAUUCCCAGACUGGCGCGCCGCUGGAGCUCGGCUUCACUUACGCGCCAUAAUGGACUUGCCCGUGGCUGCUAUUUCGCUACAAAUCGCGAGGAACGCGCUUUGGUCCCGGUGCUGGGGCCCAAGGCCCACAGUGCCGGAAAAGGCCUUGCAAGUGGCGAGGAACGCGCUCAAGAGAGCACCACUCUUGAUUCCCAUCUUUAACCAUUGCUACGUUCCGUGCAACCCCUCCCUCGCGGGAAACCCCGUCUUCUUCGUCGACGAGAAUCGAAUCUUCUGCUGCGGCUUUGACCUCGCGGAUUUUUUCCAGCGAGAGUCGCUGUUUCGGAGCUCUGGUUUCAAUUCGGAUACUCUGGUUCUCAAGAAGCAGAGAUCCGUCGCCGAUAAACCCUCCGUUAAAUGUUCCGUUUCUGAGUUGUCGCGGCGGAGCCUCGAUGUUGGAAGGAGGACGCCCCGGUGGGUGGAGUUUUGGAGCGACGCCGCCGUGGAGCACCGCCGGAGAGUUUCGUCGCCGUCGGCAGCGGAGAGGUUCGUCGAGAUUCGGCGAUGGGAGGUGCCGAAGUGGGUGGAGGAGUAUAUAGGGAAGAUGGGAUCGGUGUUGAGGGAAGGAGGGUGGAGCGAAUCGGAUGUAUCCGAAAUGGUGGAAGUUUCGGGUUCGGAUUUUUUUGAAGGGGAUAUGGUUUUGUUCGAUAAUCAAGGCAUUUUGGAUGCUCUUCUCUUAAAAACAGAUAGGUUUUCGGAUUCGCUCCGAAAAUCUGGGUGGAGCUCCGAAGAGGUUUCGGAUGCGUUAGGAUUCGAUUUCCGACCGGGGAAGGGACGGAGACCGCCUAAGAAGUUGUCCCCUGAACUGGUGGAGAGAAUAGGGAAACUGGCCGAAUCGGUUUCUCGGUCAUGA